Nilaparvata lugens (brown planthopper) is the source of this 2077-nucleotide messenger RNA. Its product is annotated as dynein assembly factor 3, axonemal. The record is from RefSeq and is a predicted model, not a curated record. Gene Ontology annotation, biological process: axonemal dynein complex assembly; motile cilium assembly. The transcript has 3 exons. NCBI's taxonomy places the organism in Eukaryota, Metazoa, Arthropoda, Insecta, Hemiptera, Delphacidae. The coding region runs from base 218 to 1732 and encodes 504 amino acids.
GUACGUCUCAGGUAGGCCUACUGUACAGCAGUGUAUUCAAGUAAAGUAAACUUACAAUCUUUCAGAUUUAUGUUUAUCAACGCUAAGAAUAGAACAAUGUGCUGCAUUUCUGGUAAUAAAAUCCUAUAUUUGUGAUCAGGAAGAAGCUUAGAAGAGUUAGAAGCAAAUCCUCCAUCCAUUUUUCACCAGUGAUUUUUAUUUGACUAUCACCGAAACAAUGUUUUGGGGUUAUAGCGCGUCAAUAGACUUUCAAAACGAGUUGGAUCACCGGGAAAAUGACGAUGAGCCUAUUAACAUUUUAAUUAUUGGUGGAAGUGACGCCAGGCAUGUUUUGGAAACAAUAUCGAAGUGUUAUCGACACAAACGACAAGUGAAAAUCAAUUUCUACAUUGCCGAGGUCCUGAUGGAGCUGAUCGCCCGUCAGAUGUUGCUCUUAUUGACAGCUUUUGAGCCGUCCGAAAAACUCGGGUUGAAAGAAAAAGUUCAUCUAUGGAUGGAGAUCUAUGGAAACACCCUGGUGAGGCCUAAUACUGCAAAAUAUAUUUCGGAAAAAGCUCAACAACUGAUAGAAACUGUAACUGAUUUUGAUUAUUUAAAGUUCAGAUUGCCAUUGGUGGAAUUGGAUUUGUUCAAAUAUAAAGAGAGGGACUUAUUGGAGAUUGUUUUCAAGUUUUGGAGCCAGGAGAAUGAUACCUAUAAUGUGGUUAAGCACUGGGAUAAUAGGCUGAGGAAAUCUAUGGGAGUAAGAUAUGAUUCAAGAAAGGGCGCCUAUGAUUGGGACUACAACAUGAAACUGAGUGAGAGACGUCAUGGGGAGAGAAUCAACGCGAGAGAGUACAGCAAAUGGAGAGAGACGGGAGUAGCGUUUACCUGGCUCGAAACAGAAAUGUCCGAGAAGAAUUUAACGCUGACCAAUGCCAUAUUCCAGCAUCAAGACCAAAUUCUACAUCAUGGAUUCUUGGGCGACCAGGUUUCAGCGCCAUACAUUGCGUUUGGUUUAGACUGUGAGGAUAAAGAAAUGCUGAAAACGCAAAAUGGCGUUCACUUGAAACGAUCAACCGACAUUAUGUUCAGGAAUCUUUCAAGGAUGUUUUGGGAGAUUGAGCAUCAGACGCCGUACUGUCAUGCCGAUGAGAAAGAUUCGCUGAAUUUGGGAUUGGUGGUUACAGAGUUAACUGAAACUAUCCAUACAUCCACAGAAUUUGAAAAACCAUCACAAAAAUCGAAAAAGGAUGAAGAUUUUUUGAAAAAAGAAGCUAAGGAACGCGACAACUACACAUCUCUUCCUUUGCCAAACUUCAAAGUAACAUUUUUCCCGCCUUCAGCCAUCACCGACCUCCCUCACAAACAAAAGUUCAACAACUUUUUCGACUUGAUUUGGAUUUCGCAAAAUGUGUUGAAAAAAGUUUCAGCCGAUUUGUUUACAAUGGUUAAGAAUGGAGCGAAAGUUCUAGUAGAGAAUAGAAACUAUGUUGUAUCUUUGUAUAAGGAGGAAUUCGCGAAAACACCAGCUGAAAUAGACUCUGUAAUGAAGUUGUGCUCCUGCGCACUAGUAGAACCUUUCGACUUGAACAAAGAUGGUUAUGCUAAGUAUAAAUAUCAAAAUAAAAGUGAUGGUGAUAAGUGCCUGGGAAAUGCUGAAGAACUGCAUGAGAUUCCCGAUGAAAGAGAUGAUGUUUCCAAAAAUAGUAUCGAUCAGAUUGUGAAGAAUGUUGAAAAUGAAGAAAAUUGAGGAUAAUUUAAAACAUGAUUUCAUAUUUAUACAACAAUUAAUAAAAAAAUAGUUUAUAAUAGAGACUUUCUAUCUGUAAUGGGUGGUUGAAUACUGAAAGGAACUGUAUUUUCUACUUGACUAGUUUUAUGGAUAAAAUAACCCAAGGUUUCAAUCAUGUUUUGCUCUUUGCAUCAUCAUCAUCAUCAUCAUCGAGCUUCAAAUAACUGAUGAUACCAUGAACACUGAAACUCAAGUUUUGUGUCAAUAAAACAACUCAAUUAGAAAAUUAGAAGUUGGAAUAGCAUAUUGUAUCAUUUAUUCAAUAUAGUGUAAUAUGAAUAGAAUAUCAUUUUUAUCCAAUUA